Elaeis guineensis (African oil palm) is the source of this 4142-nucleotide messenger RNA. RefSeq lists its product as uncharacterized. NCBI's taxonomy places the organism in Eukaryota, Viridiplantae, Streptophyta, Magnoliopsida, Arecales, Arecaceae. The record is from RefSeq and is a predicted model, not a curated record.
GCCAGCUAAGACGCUAAAGCCCUCUCCAUCCUAUAAACCCUCCGCCUCCCCCUCCGGCGAGAAGCCGAACCACCUCCAAUGGAGAAAGGAAGCCCUUCUCUGCCAGCGGCGGCUGCUUCGUCCUUCCCGGUCUUCGUCGACACGAGCCUCGAUACUCAUCUCGCCAUGGUCGUGUCCCCCGACGACACCGUCGCCGAUCUCAAGAGGAAGAUAAGGAUAGAGCAUGCUCUUUGCUUUCCAAAUGUCGGAGAGAUCACCAUCCAGGCGAUGAAGGUCAAGCGCAGAUCAUCCUUCUAUCAUUUGUCCGAUUCAAUGCUUGUUAGAAGUGCUUUUGAUGGUAUCAAAGGGACUUGGUUUCUUCGUAUUGAUGCUCCUCCUGUCUCUAUGAUGAAAGGUCAAGCAGGAACUGCAGAAAACGUCAUGAGUGAGAAUGUUGAGGAAGCAGAAAAGCAUGAUCAGCUUCAUGCGGAGCCUAAUGUUGGUCACUUGCUGGGUUGCAGAAAUGAUAAGUUUCAAGGUGUUGUGGAUGAGAAGCAAUCAUUGCUUGAAACUUCUGUGGACAGAUUAGCCAGUCAUGGUAACUCAUCAUUGCCAAAUGCUAGAAUCUGUCAAAUUGAUAGUGUGCAAGGUUCUUCACAUGAUCAGAUUGAUACGGGCGAUGCAAAUGUGGAUGCAUCAAAGGUCAUGAACUUAAGAGAGAAAGUAUUGUCUGAACCUGAUCAUACUCCUGAUGUAACAGACAUGCAUGAAGAACAGGUUUGUAAGGUCAGUGAAGAGGUUGGACCACAAGAAUGGUCCAAAACUAGCCUGGUUGAGUGUCAAGAGGAGAAGGGUGGUGGAGAGGAAGGAUGUGAGAAUCCUGAUGUUGGAGCUAGUGAUGGAGGUGCUUCUAUUGUUGCUACCAAGAAAGGAAAAUCCAGUAAAAGGAGUAAUGUCCCAGUGAACAAUCUCAUUCUGGAUGUAGAUUCAAAACAUCUUUCUCGAGAGAAGAAAAAGCACAAGAAGGAAAAAGAUUUCUCCUUUAAGGAAUCACUUCUUGAGGCUCCUGCAGCACGAAAUAAAUUUGAAAGGCCUGUCCAUGACAAGGAGACAUCAGAGCUGGAAAAUGUCCCUCCAGGAACUAAUUCUCAGGAGAAACAUUUGGCUUUUUCAGUGGAAUUAUCUGGUAAGCUACCCCAAGGUGACUCCUCAUUACCAGAAAAUCUGACUGAUGAUAAAAGGAAAAAGAAAAAGAGAAAAAGGUCAUCCAAGUGUCACAAUGAAGUUGAGUCAGCUGUUCCAUCCAAUAAUGGUGAUACUAGUUUAUCACACUGCAUGGAAGAACCACAUACCAAAAUUGGGCCAUCUGAUAACUCAGUGGAUGUAAGUGGUGAUGUUGUUCCAGUAGGUGAACAAGCUAUUAAAGGUAAUGCUGAGGAGGUAGGCGUGAGCAACUAUGAAAGUCUGACUAAAGAACCUGAUGUUGCAGUCCACAUUGAAGAAGCUACAGAGAAUGUCACUGAAGAGAACCAUGAAGAUCCUCUUGAUCAUAGCCAUAAGGAACAGGGUGAGGAGCCUAAUGUUCUAGAAGGUUCUGCAUCACUUACAAAUCCUGUAGAAGUGGGUCCUGAAGUUCGAACUAACUCGUUUUGCAGCAGGAAAAAGUCCAAGAAUGAAUUACCAAAGAACACAACAAGCAAGUUUGAUCCUUCUUAUCCUUCAGAACAUGUGAAUAAAAAGAAUCCUUAUGAAGCAUCUGGAGACAACUGUAGAGAUCUGCAUGAAGGGUCAGAUGCAGCAACCAUUUUAAACAAAUUUGGGGAUCCUAACAAGGUUGCAAAUUUAGAUAUUGAAGUUCCUUCUGGCACCAAUAGUAGAAGCUCACAUCAUCAGAGGAAAAAGAAUACAAAGAAAGCUGAACUGACCAAUCUGCAACCUAAUAAAAAUGGGAUUGCUCAUCUUUCAGGUGAUCAAGUUACUGAAGAGAACUAUAAAGAGAGAUCAUGCGACCACCAUAGAGAACCUGGUAAAGAAGAUGAGGGAGCAACUAUUCUUAGGGAGGUUGUCACUCUCGAAAAUUCUGCUGUAGAGAAUUCUGGUAUGCUUUCUAAUGUUGGUGGCAGAAAAUCAAAACGUAAAAGCAAAAGAUCAGCAAAAUCCAAAUUUCAAAAUCAUGAGUUCAUCCAACAAGAAUCUGCCAACUCUCUAGGGAAAGAACCUUUGGAAGAGAAGCCCAAAGAAACAUUGGAAACCAACCAUAAAGAUUUGGGUGAAGAAUCUAAGCCAAUGACUGGUCAUGGAGAACCUGCAGUUCUUGGAAGUCCUUCAAAAGUAGAUUUAGUCAUUCAUUCAAAUAACAAUGAUAAAAUCACACGUCACCGCAAGAAAAAGUUAGCCAAAGCAGAACAUUUUUACAACACAUCCAGCAAUCAUGAUCUCUCUGCAGGGGAUCAGAGUACUCGAGAGAAUUUUGAAAAAGCAUUCAGAACUACUAAUGCAGAAUCAGGUAAUACAUCUAAUGCUGUGAUGUUUGCUCAAGAUGCUUUCCAUAAUAUAUCUCCUGGAAAUAUUUCUGAACUAGAUUCAACUGGAUGGUUGAAUGAUUCAUCUAACAAGCGUGAAACUGCCCACCAUUCAGCAAAAACUAUAACAGAAGAUAACAGAAAGGAAUCGUUGGGAAAUACUGAUGAGAAUUCUGUUCAAGUAAAUGAAAAGAUGGAUCUUUCCAAGUCAGGUAGUGGCAACACUAACUUCGAUUCUUUUCUCCCUAAAGUCAUCACACAUGAAUCUGUUCUUUCUGCAACAGAGCUUCCAUUAAAGGAGACUGAAACUGGGAAAUUACAAAAGGAUAAAGGUAAAAGGAAAAGAAAGUUAAACAUGCAUCCACAAGAUUCCGUUGCUGAUAUGGUAAAGCCUUUAAGCUCAAACGAGCAGCACAUGCAUAAAAGUAAAUACCAAGAUGCUGAUCCUGGUAAUCAUAUUCUGACUGAUUCUAUAGCACAGCUCCCAAAAAAGGAAAUUGAAACUAAAACAACACAUGAUGAAAAACCUCGAGAGAGGUCAAGUAAAUCAAAUAUGAAUUUUGGUGAUACGUCUUCUAUUUUGACGCCACCACGAAACUCAGAUGAUGAUAGCAGGCCUGAAAAGAAGCUUCAGGAGUACAAAUCUGAUACUUCUCAUCAGGCAUCCUUGUCAAGAAAUGAGAAAAGCAAGCAUGUGCAUCACCCCAAAGAAAAGACCUCUGCUUCUGGCAGUAAGUUUAAAUCUCAUGACACUGUGCACUCAACAGAUGAAGUCCCAUUACCUGGGAAGAUGAAUGCUGUCAUCAAAGGUGAUGUUGUAGGUGCACCUGCUACUCAGAGUGAUAGUGCUGAUGUUUCUUGUAAGGGCACAGAGGCUGAUCUGGCGGCAUCUAGUGACAGCACCGAAGAUACACCACAUCAAACUAAGCGAUAUAGAGUUGCAGUUAGGAAGGUUCCAAGUAAAAGAUUUGGAAAGGUUCUUAAUCAUUCUAAAGAAGAAAAGCCCUCGUUAGCUACUCCUUGUGCUAUCUUUGAUGAUGCCACAAGUGAAAGUACUGAUGAUAAGUUUGUGAUUAGCAACAGAGGAGAUCAUAUGAAAGCAAUCUCAGAUAAUUCAUCUACAUCUGCCGACUCAGAUGGGGACCUUGAAGAAACAGAGACUACAGGAAUUAAACCUGCUGCAUAUGGUAAAAAAGAUUGUGGACUUGAUGAUGGGGGCAUCGUUUUGUCACAAUCGAAGGCAUCCAAAAAGAAUGUGCCUUUAGGUACGAUCCUGAGAAGUUCAAGCAGCUACAAGAAGGCGAAACUUUUGGCAUCUCAAUCACAAGCUGAGGACUCUGAAAGCCAGCCUGUUGAUAUAGUCCUCGAAACUCAACCUGACUAUACGACUACAUAAAAUGCUUUGCAGUUUGGUGAGUGAAACUACCUUGGACGCCUGGUUUCUGUGGCUCUGCUGGGAAUCAGAGAGUUUUUCGACCAUAAUUUUGUUUUCACCAUGCUUGCUUUUGCACCAACUUUUGACAAGUGGUAAACUACAAGGAUUAGAGCUUGUAUUCAUGUAUUCUGUGAUGUGGGUUGAGGUUUUAAAUUGAUAGCGGUUCAUCUUUUGAAAUUGAUAGUGAUUCAUGUUUUGUUAGUGAA